Molecule: messenger RNA, 703 nt
Organism: Gigantopelta aegis
Lineage: Eukaryota; Metazoa; Mollusca; Gastropoda; Neomphalida; Peltospiridae
Product: protein disulfide-isomerase A6 homolog
Exons: 6
Coding region: 72-530 (152 amino acids)
Biological process (GO): response to endoplasmic reticulum stress
Cellular component (GO): endoplasmic reticulum lumen
Molecular function (GO): protein-disulfide reductase activity; protein disulfide isomerase activity
Source: RefSeq, a predicted model, not a curated record
UCCACGAUUGUAAUAAAUUACAAUACAAUAUAAGUUGCAGAUUUCACAUCGCUUGUUUGAAACACGUUUAUAUGAUGUUUUUGUUAGUGUUCAUCCUGCAUCUUGGUACCUGUCUGUGUAACACCGUGUCUUUGUACGAUGAUGCCGCCAAUAUUGUCCAGCUAACACAAAGCAACUUUAACGACGAAGUUAUUUUGGGUUACCAAGCUAUAUGGUUUGUACAGUUCUAUAACCCAGAGAAUAAGGUCUGCGUGGAAUUUGCACCAGUAUGGAAGAGGUUUUCAGAAUUGUUACAGGGUCUUCUGAGAACUGGUGUUGUCAAUGCUGAUCAAGAGAAGACAUUAGUCCAAAAAUACGAAAUAACAGAGUUCCCUACUGUCAAGAUCUUUUUAAAUCACGAAGACAAAGCCAGGGAUUAUACAGGUCUUCGUCGAGUGAAGUCUAUGCUACACGAUGUUCACAUGAAAACAACAGAACUCGUCCACGGCCGACUGACACCAGCUGAUGAUGUUCCUCGUGUCGAAUUGUGAUUAUAAUAAUCAUUUACAGCCGACGGCAGCGACACUGGCACAUCAAAACAUCAUCAUUUCGAAAUGAACAUUAUACAAUAACAACAUAUUGAUUGUUCAAGGAUCGGUUUACAUUAAGUCUAUAGCUAUUAAAAUAAAUUUUUUUUUUAAAGUUUUAAAUAUAAAGCAUUACA